AUGGCAUUCUUUUUCAAGUCAAAAAAGCACAACCAUCCGGCCUCUGUGCCGCAAGCGCCCAGAAACCUCAGCGCAUCGGAGGGCAAUUCAACUCCUACACCCCCUCCAGGCCCCGGAACCAAUGGCGUCCCUCGUGAUGCUGAUUCCAAGCAAGGCCCGCCUCGUCCCUCAACUUCAGGGCACAAUAGUCCCAUGAAUGCUAUGGUGCCUCCUCCUUCGGGACCUCCAAAUCAACCGCCGCCUCGACAAAGACGAGAUAGGGCUGAUUCCGACACUCAAGGACCACGACAGAUGCCUAUGAAUGCCGGCCCGCCGUCCCAAGGCGCCAAUUCGCUUUUUCCUUGGUCGCAGCGCCGCCUAAACCUUCCCACUUCACAAGCUACGCCGUUUCCCCGAUAUGGCGCCGCCGUUAGCUCCGUCGCAUCGGAAGAUGGUGAUAUUUAUUUGAUGGGAGGCCUGGUGGAAGGAUCGACAGUCAAAGGAGAUCUCUGGAUGAUUGAGACUAAUGGUCCUAACAUAACAUGUACUCCCAUUACUCCCGUUACUGAAGGACCCGGUCCCCGAGUGGGCCAUUCGAGCUUGCUUGUUGGGAAUGCGUUUAUUGUUUUUGGGGGAGAUACAAAAAUAAACGAGAAUGAUGCCCUGGACGAUACGCUUUAUUUUCUAAACACUUCUUCACGUCAAUGGUCUCGUGCUGUGCCGCCAGGCCCAAGGCCUCAAGGGAGAUAUGGCCAUUCUCUGAACAUGCUUGGCUCUAAAAUAUACGUCUUUGGUGGCCAAGUGGAAGGCUUUUUCUUUAAUGACCUUGUUUGUUUUGAUCUUAAUGCUUUGCAAAACCCCGGGAAUAAGUGGGAAUUCCUUGUGAGGAGCAGCCAUGAAGGUGGCCCGCCCCCAGGCAAAAUUCCUCCGGCACGAACAAAUCACACUGUAGUUACUUUCAACGACAAGCUUUAUCUGUUUGGUGGCACGAAUGGAAUCCAAUGGUUUAACGAUGUUUGGUGUUAUGAUCCGACUACAAAUCUUUGGACGCAGCUGGACUACCUUGGAUUUAUACCUGCCGCGAGAGAAGGCCACGCAGCCGCCCUCGUAAAUGAUGUUAUGUACAUAUUUGGCGGACGCACGGACGAGGGCCUUGAUUUGGGUGAUUUGGCUGCAUUCCGGAUUACGACCAGACGCUGGUACUCGUUCCAUAAUAUGGGGCCGGGACCGUCGCCGAGGUCCGGACACACAAUGACCACCUUUGGUAAACAGAUCGUUGUUCUUGGCGGCGAGCCGAGCUCUGAGCCCCGUGAUAUUCAGGAGCUCGGGUUGGUAUAUGUGCUGGACACUGGUAAAAUUCGCUAUCCUGAACAAGGACCUACUUCUCCCACUGGCGAUAGACAUCCCAGAAGGAUACCUCCAAACGAACGACAACUAGGGCCUUCAGGUCGUACUUCUCGUGAAGCCCUGAAUUCGACUCCAGACCAACAAAGACGGGGACCUCCACCACCUCAGGGUCGAGACAAUGUUACAAGUCCAGGGCCUAAUGGACCUGGCUCUAGACUGCCGCGGGCAUCAAUUGCCCAAGCGCCCGCUGGGCCACCCCCAUCCGGACAACCACCUAACCCUCGAGGUCCACACCCUGGGUCACAAGGACCUCGUGGAAAGCCAUCUAUGAAACCAGACAGACCACCCGUCGGUCCUGUGGAAGCGAUCAGGGCGUCUGAGAAAGAUCGACAAUCCCCUGUUAUGAGAGAUGGUAGCAUGAGACCUGGUCGGGAGCAAAGUCCCAUUGCUGGUAACGGGCGACGAACCCCAACACAACCUGCAAGAAAUGCGCGAGCUAUGGAGGCUGGUGAAGCCGCCCCUUUAGUGAGUGCCCCUUCAAGACAGCGGUCGUUACGCCAGCAAAGACAUAGCUCUGUCGAGAGUGUAGAUGAAUCAAUCCUCGGUUCAGAACCCAGACCUUAUAGAAACUCCCGAAAUUUCGGAGAUGAGCCCCGUUCACCCCGUCUCACCCCUCACCAAGAAGCACUUAUGAAAGAGCUUGAAGCAAUGAAAAGUCGCAAUGCGUGGUAUGCCUCCGAGUUAGCACUAGCCAAAAAACAGGGUUACGUGCCAACACCGAACCCUGCGGUUUUAGAUGAAAAGAACCUUCUCAAUUUUGCGGAGGACGAUCGCUCAUUUGUUGAGGCUUUUCUUGCUAUGAAGGCAGAACUGGCAAAGAUGCAGGCCAACGUCGAUCGGCAGGCAGCCAUUGCGUCAAAAAGGGUUGCCGAAGUCGAGCACCAACGGGACGUUGCUAUAAACGAAGCGGCCUAUGCCCAGGCCAAACUAGCUGCGCGCGCGGGAACCCCUUCGGGAACCCCACAGUUAGACUCAAAUCCAUCUGACUCCAAUGGAGAACGGACCACCGAAAUUAGCAGACGUCUCGCGUUAGCUUUGGCAUCCCAAAACGAGCUCAAGAAUAAAGUGGAACUCCUGUCAGCAGAACUUCAGGAGGAAAGACGCGCAAGGGAAGUAGCCGAGGAACUCCACGAAAUUGCGAGUCGAAGACUUUCUGAGCUGGACAAUCAAAGUAAUACUCUAGAAUUAGAACAGUUGCGGUCGGAACUGCAUCAACUCCAGUUCUCUUUCAGAGAGGAAUCGGCGCUGCGGUCUAAUGCGGAAUCUUCGGUCCAAGUUCUUGAAGUUGACAAAGCCGAGUUAUUGCAAAAAUUGGAAGAAUCUACCGAGCGGCUGCAGAAUUAUAGUCUCACUCUCGGCUCCCUGAAAGAAGCGGUUAAUGCGUCAGUUGAUAAAGCGGCAGUCAUGGAAAAGCAAUUAGAAAGCGAGAAAGAACACCGUGAAGGUCUGGAAAGAAAGUUGCUGCAUCUAAGGGCUGAGCACGAGGAAAGGACCGCAGAGCUUGAGACUGCGGUGCGGCGACUCAAAGAUGCCGAAGAGCUAGCGGAAACGCAUGCUCGGGAGGCAGAGAGCCAUAAAGCUGCAUUUUUGGCUGGUUUGGAACGUGCAUCCUCUUUUGAUUCGGAGAAAAGCGCUGCUUCGCUUCACGAUCAACGUAACGCGGCUCUUCAAGCCCAAGUUGAUCGUGCGAAUGAGUUGGUCAAGGACAGUCAGAAUGCUGCUAAUGUGGCAGCUGAUAAACUCAGACGUGCUGAAGAAAGGAUUGCGGGGCUAGAAGCUUAUCAAGAGCAGAGUAGCCGAGAAGGUCUUCAGCUUCGAAGGCAGCUGCAGGCAGCCUUAAAGGAUAAUCAGGCUCUGAAUGCCGAAGUCAGGGAGGUGAAGGCACAUCUUGAGAGCCAGCAGAGAGACACUAGUGCCCUAGCCAUUCAGCACGGCGCUUUAAAGGAUCUCCUUGGCGAGCGUGGUGUCAACAUGUCUGAUAAUCGACGAUCGCCGUUGUUAGACUCGCCUGGAUCGCGGUUUGGAACCCCCGAGCAUACGCGAUUACGAGAAUUAGAACAGCAACUACAAACCAGCUUGAAAUCCCACGAAGAGAUGAAGGCGACUUUUGAAUUUAGAGAGCAAGAGGCCGAUCGCCUUUACCAGGAAAAACUUGAACAGCUUGAGAACGACUACCAGGCCGCCGUGCAUUACGUGAAGGGAACGGAGAAGAUGCUGAAGAGGAUGAAGGAUGAGCUCAACAAAUACAAGGCGCACUCUACGAAACUGCAAACCGAGCUGGACAACGUUCUGAGUUCAAAGGACUCAGAGAGGACACCGAGCCAACCGCUAGAGUCACCGGCUGAGUGGGAAGCGGAGAAGGCUAGUUUACAAAAGUCGAUAACUCAACUGCAGGAGACUACUUCUGCAUCCGUUUCUGCACUCGAGGGUCAGCUUGCGAAGGUCAAGGGGGAUCUGUUGAGAGUGAGUUCAGAACGAGAUAACUCGAGAUCAGAGUUCAAAGCGUUCCAAGACGAGGUCACGCAAUCGAUCCAGAAAUCUCAAGCCGAACUGGAACAACUGAAGAAGGAAAAUACGUUGCUGGAAAAUCGUGCACUUGAUGCGGAGAAGAAAGUUACUAUGCUUUUGGACCAGGUGGAAUCUUCCGUUGUCAACUACCGUCGCCAGUCGCAUUUGGGUGCUGGCUCCAACGGUUUGAGUCGCACCACGAGCAAUGCUUCCAGUAACGCGAUUGCAGCCCGAGGACGUUCGAGAGCUGAUAGCACUGUGUCGCAGGAUGAUUCAUUCCCUGACCAUCGCGGCUCACUUGCGCUUGAUUCCCUAGCCACCGAACUCGACGCCCUUCGAAGUCAUUGGGAGAGCACGACUCGAAAUUAUCGCCUGAGCAGUCAAUUCGACUUUGAACGCACGCCUGUUAAGGAGACCUAUGGAGAUGGGCUGAGUGAUAGCUUUGCCAAUUGGCGACGCAGGCUUGAUGAAGAGGAGUCUCGCUCAGAAACACCUAUCAAAACCCCAACGAUGCCGAUGGUUGCUGCCCCUGCGCCAGCACCCGUGCCUACAUUGAGCAAGGAUAAUACAUCCGCCGCUACAACGCCAACUCAGGCAAAUAUGAUUUAA
Uncinocarpus reesii 1704 is the source of this 4503-nucleotide messenger RNA. RefSeq lists its product as uncharacterized. Gene Ontology annotation, molecular function: protein binding. The record is from RefSeq and is a predicted model, not a curated record. The transcript has 4 exons. Bases 1 to 4503 code for a protein of 1500 amino acids. Lineage: Eukaryota; Fungi; Ascomycota; Eurotiomycetes; Onygenales; Onygenaceae. Gene Ontology annotation, biological process: regulation of cell shape.